Messenger RNA from Canis lupus familiaris (dog), 3183 nucleotides. It is a transcript of the gene BEAN1, whose product is annotated as brain expressed associated with NEDD4 1. The record is from RefSeq and is a predicted model, not a curated record. NCBI's taxonomy places the organism in Eukaryota, Metazoa, Chordata, Mammalia, Carnivora, Canidae. The coding region runs from base 537 to 1310 and encodes 257 amino acids. The transcript has 5 exons.
CAGACCUAUUUGCCAGUUGGUAGAUGGACUGGUUUAUGCAGUUAGACAGUGAAUGAAGCCUUAGAGAUUGGACCUUGGUGGCCGUGAAGCAGGAGGUGGCAGUCGAUCCUACAGAAGGCUACUGGCCGGGGGAUGUGCUUCUCCGUGGGUCCCAGCCUCGCCUAAAGACCUUCCUGCAGAGGAGAAAGGUUUCUGCCACCUGGGGAGCUCCGCCCGCGGCCCCAGGACUUAGCGCCCUGCCUGGUGAGGCAGCUGCCACCCUUUUAAGAUUAACGUGUCUCACCAAAGUCCACCUCUGACUUUCUUCUGGCUCUGGGCGAGGACAUGCACGCCCACGGCUUCAUGGAACCCCUGCGAGAUGGCUGCGUGCAUCCACUCCUUCGUGGAGUAAAUAGCCCCUGAGCACCCGCUGCAGGAAGGAGAGAGGACGGGAGUUACCCGCGCUGUCCAGGCCGUGAGCCGAGGCUCCUUCUCUCCUUGAAGGCGGAACUACACACGUGGGCAGGCUGGCUCCCCUGUUCUGCUCCAAGGAUUACAUGUCCUUCAAACGCCCCUGUCCCUUAGCUCGGUACAACCGAACCAGCUAUUUCUACCCCACAUUCUCAGAAAGCUCGGAGCAUAGCCACCUGCUUGUGUCUCCUGUGUUGGUGGCAAGUGCUGUCAUAGGUGUGGUCAUCAUCCUCUCCUGCAUCACCAUCAUCGUAGGCAGUAUCCGCAGGGACCGGCAGGCCCGGCUCCAGCGUCACCGCCACCGCCACCGCCGCCACCAUCACCACCAUCGCCACCGCCGCCGCCACCGAGAGUACGAACAAGGAUACGUGUCCGAUGGGUACACGUACAGCCACCCGAGCCACAGGAUACGCUAUACCUGCAGCCCUGUCGAGGAUUGGUCCCCACCAUUGGAGCUCAGUUCUGAUGGGGACAUGGAUGCCACAGUGCUUCGAGAGCUGUACCCAGACUCUCCACCAGGCUAUGAGGAGUGCAUGGGACCAGGGGCCACUCAGCUGUACAUCCCGACCGAUGCCCCACCGCCCUACUCGCUGACCGACUCCUACCCCGUGCUGGAUGGCGCCAUGAAUGUGGGCAGCGGCCCCAGCCCCGGCCGAUACCAGCAGGCACAGAGGAUCCUGGGCUUUGGUGGCCUCCGCACCGUCUCCAUGGAUACCCUGCCCCCUUAUGAGGCUGUGUGUGGGGUCAACCCCGCAUCAGGUCUGCUGCCGCUGCCUGGACCAGAACCAGGGCUAAGGAGCUCCCAGGGCUCACCCACCCCAACCCAGGCGCUGGCCUCUGGUCCAGAGAGGAUUCUGUGAGAGAUGCAGCCAGCCAGGUCCUGCCGGUCCCUCGGGCUGAGCCACAAGGGCGUGCACACACACAUGCACACACACAUACACACGGGCUCACAAGGGCAUGCACACACACACACACGCACAGACACGUACACGCACGCGGAUGUGCACACGCAGCACUCUCACAUGCACACAUGUAUACACAGUUUGUACACACACACAUAUACAUGCAGAUAUGCACACAUAGCACUCGCCCCCCCACACACACAUAUACAAUCUGUACACACACAUCCAGAUAUGCACCACACAUGUACAGACAUGUGAAUACACACAGGCCCCCCCGACAUCCACACAAACCCAUCUGCUAAGGUUUCAUUAAAAAUGAAGCUUUCUUGACCUCCCGUCUCCUCCCCAGCCUGUUGAUAAUGCCUCUGCAGACAAUGCUGGGAGAAGACAGGUGGAGAGGGACAAGGGCUUGCUCCUUCCUCUCCCUGGCCUGUUUGCCUCUGCCUUCACCUGGCAGGCUGUGCCCAAACUCUGAUUCUGCCUCCCGAAACUGCUCGACCAUCCCAGGUCAGCCGCCUGCCCCUCCCACCGCAGGGCGGCGUGCCCUCCUGGCUGGUGGGACAGGCUUCAGUGAGGUCCAGCUACACACUGUACCUCUCCCUCAAUUCCAGGGCAGCCACAACAUCACCACUCUGCCACUUAUGGGGUGAGGGACACGAGUCUGGGGGCUCAGGCCCUCACCACCCACCCUGCCCCUUCCCUAACCCAGUGCCCCCAGCCUCGUGGUGCUGGCGGAGUUAUUUUGGAGGCCCCCACCCCACGCGACAGGUGAUACGCAGGGUCCUUGUUGGGCACGCGAUGGUGGUGGUGGUGGGUUAAAGCUGUCCCCAUAUCAGCCCAACCGCUGCCCAGGGCUGAGGGUCUUCAAAGAAGAGAAGGGUGGCCUGGGCACAGCUCUGAAGCAGAGAAGUGGCCCCUUGCUAAGUGUGUGCCCAGCUGACCAUCAUGGCCCGAGUUUGGGCUGUCCUCCACGGUGGCAGCUCCUAGCUGGGAAUUGUGAGCUGAUGUGUUCUGGCCCUGCCCUCCAGGGUAUUUGCGGAAAUGAAGGGGAAGUGGGCCCCCCUAAAUACUAGCAUGCCACCACGAGAGGCUGUAUCUGGGCCUCACUGCCAAGGGCACCCCAGAGAGAGAUAUAUAGGUUUGCCUGCUUCUAGAGUGGCCCACAAAUCCCAACAAUUUCCAUCAGAGACCAUGCAAGUAACAGAGCUGAUUUCUGAAGACCCAGCCUGCCAGGGGGUGGCAGCCGAAUAUCUUUGUGGAGUGUCCCGCCAGCAUUGCCAGCGGCAGGAAGUGGAGUCCAAGUCCACCCUGCCUCCCCCGCCCGCACCUAUCCUCUUCUCCCCAUUUCCAUUUCUCUAUUGAAGGGCUAAGACAUUUCAGUAAUCCCUUUCUUGAGAAGGAGGGUGACAAGGAUGGCAAUCGUGAAUUUUAUUUUCUGUAGAAUUAGGAUUUCUUCUGGUGCAGAACUGAAAGAAAUCCGUCCAGAGGUCCUGUGGCAUCCUGGAGCACCCGACUCCGCCAGGAAAGGGACUUUGUUUACAAGCAGUUCUGUCCGCCUCUGUGGUGUACUGUUUUCUAGGCAAAAAAUAUCUGUCUGUUGUACUGUAUAGCCUUUAAAUGCACUCCAGGGAUGAGACUCUUUUAAGAAAUGCAUCCUGCUUCUGCAACCCCAGAGAGUACUAGGGGGGACAAAAGAUAAAAAUCCCUAAGUACUCAUCAGUGUUUGAGGGAUGGAGCUAACAGCUUUUCUUGUUCCUGGAUUAAGCGCUAAAUAAGCAACAAUGUAUCUUUUCUGUGUUCAAAUAAGUAUAUCGUAUCAAUAAAAAUGUUG